Pneumocystis murina B123 is the source of this 1303-nucleotide messenger RNA. RefSeq lists its product as hypothetical. NCBI's taxonomy places the organism in Eukaryota, Fungi, Ascomycota, Pneumocystomycetes, Pneumocystales, Pneumocystaceae. The transcript has 2 exons. The record is from RefSeq and is a predicted model, not a curated record. The coding region runs from base 75 to 1070 and encodes 331 amino acids.
UUAAGUUCCUGUUUCAUUUUUUACUUUUUUAUUUUGAGAUUUAUCAAAAGAUAUUAUAUAUAUUUAGAAAAGAAAUGGAAAUUUGGGGAUCAGGUUGUAAUAUUUUUGGUCAAUUAGCAAAACAUGAACAACCUUAUUUAUUUGAAUUAAAACUGAUUCAGCAAGUUGAUAAAGGAAAUAUUGAUAUUAUAUUUAAUGGGUGGUCUGAAAUAUUAUAUUCUAUUAAUGGAUGUUUAAAACUAUUGGGUUUUAGAGCGGACGAUAUAGAUAUUUAUUUCCCAGAUUCUAUUCUUUGUGUGUUUGGAACAAUUGAGAUUUCAGGGAUUGUUGACUCUGAAUUUAAUUUAAGAGAUUUAAAAGGAAAUAUUUUACAAAAGGGUAUUGGAAUUGUAGUGGAGGCAGGAAAUGGACAAUUUGUAGGGACAGAUUAUAGUUAUAAGAAUCUGAUAUUUUUUGAUACCAAAGAUAGAAGAUUUGAUAUUUGUAAUAUUUUUCCUUUGAAGUUAAAAGAUGAAAAUUCUAAAAUUCUUCAAAUAUCAGCAGGUGCAUCUCAUUUUGCUUUAUUAUUAUCAGAUGGAGAAGUUUAUACAUGGGGAGACAAUAUAUAUGGGCAAUUAGGGAGGGAGACUAGUGAUGAUCUUGAAUCUAAUAUAAUUCCUACUAUCGUAAGCGCCUUACAAGGUCUUAAAAUUCAAAAAAUUGCAGCAGGAGGUUGGAUGACAGGUGCACAAAGUGCAGAUAAUGACUUAUAUAUUUGUGGCUGGCUAAAACUAGGAAAAAUAGUUAACACUUCUGACAAUAAAUCAGAAUUUAAUUUAGUGGACUUAGGGGAAAAUGUUGAUAUAUUGGAUUUUGGAAUAGGAUCUGAACAUAUCGUUGUAUUAACAACGAAUGGUAUAUAUUCACUAGGAAAAGAAGGGGAAAAUUGUUUAUCAUAUUCAAAUCUAAUAUGGAUUCAAAUCCCACAAUUUUCUAAUAAAAAGAUAACACAUGUUUUUUGUAGUCAAUGGAAUACCUUAUUGAUAGCGCAUGAUGAAUCUACGAUUGAAAAAGAUAAUCUUCAAAGUUGACAACGUUCUGCAUCUAAAACUGUUAUACGAAUAACUGAUUUAAGGAAAACCCGUUCUUUUAUUUCCUUGUAAGGAAUAAUAUAUUCUGUAUUUUCUAUUAAAUUUAAAUCAAAUGACCCAUAGCCUUCUUUAAUAAUAGCCAUAACUUUUUUUGGAGAAAGUUCGUGAGAUUUGUAUUUUUUUAAAAGGUUUUCAUAAUAUUCAGAAAUUAAAAGAAUAGUUUUAGCUGAAGC